Penicillium cataractarum is the source of this 1926-nucleotide messenger RNA. RefSeq names its product exonuclease V. The transcript has 2 exons. The coding region runs from base 1 to 1926 and encodes 641 amino acids. Gene Ontology annotation, biological process: interstrand cross-link repair. NCBI's taxonomy places the organism in Eukaryota, Fungi, Ascomycota, Eurotiomycetes, Eurotiales, Aspergillaceae. Gene Ontology annotation, molecular function: single-stranded DNA 5'-3' DNA exonuclease activity. The record is from RefSeq and is a predicted model, not a curated record. Gene Ontology annotation, cellular component: mitochondrion; nucleus.
AUGUCCUGCCCACCGCAAAUAUCGCGGCCUGAAGUCUCCGAUUCCAGCGACUACGGAUCCGACUUUACCCCAGAUGAAGAGGAGCUACUGAACGAGCUAGUCACCACAGCUGCCGCGGAACACGCGACCGUCCAACGCGACGCCACCCCAGUGUCAACACCAACACCAAAUCAUAUCUCCGAAGACACAAUCACUACGCCAGUCGCGGCAACACUUGAAGAUCUCGACUCCCUUCAACCGGCGACUAUAGCGGCGCUAGUCGCAGAUAUCGAAGAUGCUGUCACGAAUGCCCCGGGCGUCCGCCUGCCGAAGGUAUUGGGCCGAGAGAAGCCUGGUUCACCAUGGAGACGUUCGAGCCAGCGACUUUGGCCUGGGCCGACGAGCCCACGGAGCCCUAUGGCAAGCCAGGGCUCAAACAACAGUCGUUCCCAGAUUGUGGAGCAUCCUGGAUCAACCGAAGGACGAGAACGAGAACGAGAGCGCAGUGCAGUGCGCGAGCUUGAAUGGACGCGAGAGACCCAACUAGCCCCGACGCUGGAAACGAGGACCCCCGUGGAGCGGUUUCGACGGCCGCCGAAUAAGGCGUUCUCGGUUACUGAUUUGGUUUCCCCUGCUUGGUGUGAGCUGCAGUAUUGGUAUACCCUGACCAAGCAUGGGCGGAAGAGAAGGACGCCUGCUAUGAAGAAGGGGAGCGUCGUGCAUAAGACGCUUGAGGAUGAGAUAUACACUACGGUCCCGGUGGAGAUUAAGACUAAGGAGGAUGCGUGGGCACUGCGGAUUUGGAAUGUUAUACAGGGUCUGCGGAUGUUGAGGGAAUAUGGCAUCACGCGUGAGCUGGAGAUUUGGGGCGUUGUUGAUGGGGAGUUGGUCAAUGGGGUUAUUGACCAGCUUUCUUACGAAUGUCCCGACUCCGAGCUUGAGGCUACGGCUGCUGGAUACUAUGAGGAUGCGGGAAAGUCACGGGCUGCUUUGCCUGAAUAUCAGAUGUCGUUAUCUGAUUUCCUGUUGUCUUCUGCUCAGGGUGGAAAACGAAUUUCAGAUCUCGCUGACCUGGGAGCUCCCGGGGAAGUGCCUCCUCCCAUUGAAGAUAACCCGGCGGUUUAUGGGUUGCCACGGAUAUACAUGACGGAUGUCAAGACAAAAGCCGGUGGCUCUGUCCCGACAGUCAAGAGCACAUCUUUCCGACCGACUUUACUCCAACUACAACUCUAUUACCACAUGCUGAGCCGUCUUAUCACGAGCGACGAUGUCACAAUGGAUGUGCUCGCAGCGCGCUACAAUCUCGACCCUGAGAAACCAUUCACUGAUGCAUUUAUAUCAGAGGUUGGCGGCUUGAACGAUGAAUUCUUCGAUGCCGUCUCAUCACAGGAAUUCGAUUUAGAUGAUGUUCCUACACCCGAAGAGGCGGUGCAAGCCUCUCAUGGCUUUGGCCCAGCUUCCAGUCCUCCCCAUGCCAGUCAGGACUCGACGAGUAUUCUCCUGACUCAUGGAACCCUUCACCGUCUAUGGAGAUACAUGAAAGAGCAACUUCGCCUUACCUUCAUCCCCACGUUCUCGCCACAUGAAGAGUCCGUGGCACCAUCUAUCCCCUCGUUGACACAGCCAACGAUGCUCGAAGACUAUCCUACUCUCCUCUCCCCAGUCCUUACGGCCCGUUUCCUCUCGUCAGCUCCUACGACUGAUCUCCACCCAAAACUCCUGGGAAGCAGGUCUUUCCUAUUCGACCCGAACACGAUGUCAUCCUAUCUCACUGACCAGAUGGAGUGGUGGCGCGGCCAGCGCAAUCCCCAAGGUGUUGGGAUCGUGGAAGCUUGGAAAUGCCGGAUCUGCGAGUUUCGUGAUGAGUGUUCAUGGCGACAGGAACGUGAGCUGGAUUAUGCCACUCGAAAUCGGAGACGAAGAGCAGGUUCCUUGGCAGAUAUCUGA